AGCCGCGACAGGCUGGAUAUCUUACGUGCAUUAUGUGAAAGCAUAUCACAACCCCGCAUUCCCUUGUUUGAUAUACCAAAUUGUCUAGUUUUUAAUCUCUCUCUGGUUUUCAAACAGCAACUCAAAUUCUGAGAUGCAAUAAACAUGAAUAAUUGUUUAUCUUCUUCUAUGCCACUGAUGUCAUUGUACACAGAGACAAUAUAUAGGCUCACAUGCAUCUUGUGUAAUGAGAUUAAUGCAGCUUGCACAGCCUUUUUGAAGUGUUCUUCACCGUUCAAUACAAGUCUAGGAACUGGUGAUAAGGUAGGGAGAUGGUUGUCCAACUUUGGAUUCUGGAGACUGGGACGUACAUUGAUAUGCUAGAUUAGUACUUACUUGGUCAAACACUAUCAUAGCAUUCAAGGGACCAAAGCUUGAUCUGGUUCUGUUGGGCCAUUAUUGAUGAAUGAUAAAUUAGCAGGUUUUUA
This is a messenger RNA of Rubroshorea leprosula, 467 nucleotides long. The record is from the annotation of a GenBank genome assembly. Lineage: Eukaryota; Viridiplantae; Streptophyta; Magnoliopsida; Malvales; Dipterocarpaceae.